GUCGAAGCUGACGUACACCGUGUGUGAGUGCUUUCGAGCAGCUUGGCUCUUUCUGUAUAUAGCCUAGACCUAAAUGGGUACAUUCAUACCCGUGGUGGUACUGUGCAUCGAAAUUUGAACCACACUUUUUUGUCGGUCUGGUACUGCGGACUCAGUCGUUUAGUAGUUCACUAAACCUGUGCCCAACUCUAACCUCCGAAGUCCGUCGGGAACGUUCAUGAGCACCACAGGGAUAUGGGCACGGCCUAUCCAAGCUAUGUCUUGGCUGUACUUUAAUGCGGGCGAGAAAAUUUGAUGUCACUGAAAAUGUUUCAGCUAAGUCCUUGUUCAUUCAUUAGUCCAAAUGCACCGCACUUCCCUGCCGCGGGAUCGGAAUGAAUGAUGCUGUUGUGCUUUUAGUCCUUGGAUUGGUCGCCGAACAAGUUAAAUGGUGGUUGCACGAGCUACCCCAAAACCGACAGUAAAUUCUUAUCCAGACUUUCAUCCCUAAGUUACAUGUCUGGUUCAUCAGCAGUUAGCAACAUGACUAACGGCAAAUUAGCCUCGCCUUCUCGAUACCUUCUGCCCUCCGACAAACCAGAGAGUGAGAGACUAAACCUACAAAACCGUGUGCUGAAGAAGGCAUUCGGAAAUGUUGUAUUUGCUCCCUUUACGCUCAGUUCGGAUGAUGCGGUACUCGAUGUCGGGACUGGCACAGCCUGUUGGACCUUGGAUUGUCAUGAUGCAUUCAGGACUGCUCACUAUUAUGGCAUCGACAUCACGUCGGAUCUCUUCCCCAUCCUUGACGUCGACCUCAAGUCGAGAAUUCACCUCACUGAAGGCAACAUACUGCGGUUGCAAGGAGAAUGGGCGGAUAGAUCUUAUACACUGGUGAACCAGCGUUUGCUGAUAGCUGCAUUAUCCGCCGAAAACUGGAAGACUGCCAUCAACAAUAUCUACAAAGUGCUGGCGCCUGGAGGCUGGGUUCAAUUUGUGGAAACUAACCACUGCCGUUCUGGAGAUGUGACCGACAGACACCACGUGAUUCUCAGGCAUACUUUCGAGAAGCGAGGUUUACUUUUUGAGUGUGCCGAGAAAAUUCCAGCACUGCUGCACGACGCGGGGUUUGUUGAGAUCAACUCCAUGAUCUACGAAAUCGAUUUGGGGAGCUGGGCAGGGCAGGAUGGUAUAGAAGCACGAGACAGCUUCAUCGGAGUCUACAAAGCGAUGAAGUAUCCGGUCGUGGACGUGAUGGGCAUUAUGUCUUCUCCUGAUUUUGAUUCACUUAUUGAGCAGAUGCAAAGAGAAUGGGACAGUACACCGGGAUCGAAAAUAGUAUUCCACGUCCUCUAUGCUCAGAAGUCAGCGUCACCAUAGAUUUUAGCAUUGCAUGAUACUGAAUAAUUAUAUAGUUUACCUCAAAUACAUAUAUAUAUAUUUAAUCACCGCAGCUCUUGCAUAAACAGUACUAUCACUUGACCAGUCACUGCGGAAACGAAAUUUUAGCAGGGGGCAUAACCAGAUUCUCCAAAUGUAGAUAAUCCGACCUUG
Molecule: messenger RNA, 1530 nt
Organism: Pisolithus orientalis
Lineage: Eukaryota; Fungi; Basidiomycota; Agaricomycetes; Boletales; Pisolithaceae
Product: S-adenosyl-L-methionine-dependent methyltransferase
Exons: 4
Coding region: 496-1356 (286 amino acids)
Source: RefSeq, a predicted model, not a curated record